Cryphonectria parasitica EP155 is the source of this 1647-nucleotide messenger RNA. RefSeq lists its product as uncharacterized. The transcript has a single exon. Gene Ontology annotation, molecular function: cholinesterase activity. The record is from RefSeq and is a predicted model, not a curated record. Bases 1 to 1647 code for a protein of 548 amino acids. NCBI's taxonomy places the organism in Eukaryota, Fungi, Ascomycota, Sordariomycetes, Diaporthales, Cryphonectriaceae.
AUGGUCCCCCAUAUUCUCUCUUUGUUAAGUCUCGGCCUGACGUUGUCACCUCUGGUGGCCGCUGAAUCGUCUCCAGUGGUCACUACCGGUGGUGGCAGCUGGCGAGGAACUGUCUCCGACUAUGUUGACGGCGUGAAUGUAUUCAAAGGCAUUCAUUUCUCCGGCUCGUCAGCUGGUUCUCUCCGGUGGACGCACUCCCCGAAACCAACCAUCAGCACCGUGACGGUGAACGCCACCGAGUUCGGCCCAGAAUGCCCACAGCUCGUCGACGGUGUGGUGACGGGCGACGAGGACUGCCUGUACCUCAACGUCUGGACGCCAGAGGGCUUCACUAACACCUCCAACCUUCCCAUCUUCUUCUUUGCCUAUGGCGGUCGCUUCGAGGGCGGUGCGGCCUCGAGCGUCACAUAUGACGGAUCAGCCCUGGCCAAGAAGGGCGUCGUCGUCGUCACGAUGAAUUACCGCCUGGGACCCCUGGGCUGGCUUGCCCAUCCCCAGCUCACAGAAGAGGUGGAGGCAGCCUACGGCUACAACGGCAGUGGAAACUGGGGUCUCAUGGACCAACAGGCAGCUCUGCACUGGACUGUCGAGAACAUCCAGUAUUUUGGCGGGAACGCCACCAGCAUCACUGUGGCCGGUCAGUCGGCCGGGUCUGCACUGGCCCUGGACAUUGCCUUCACCUCUCAGGAGACGACUGGUCUCUUCCAGCGCAUCAUCGCUGAGAGUGGAGCGCGGGCGCCCAACGAUCCCUUGAUUGGCUCCCUUGCCACCAGCCACCUGACGCAGGAGGAGGCGUACGCCAUCGGCGAGAAAUUCCUCGCCUCGCUGAACGUCUCCACCAUUGACGAGGCACGCAACUUGUCCCUGGCCACUAUCCUCCAGGGAGCAUAUGGAGACGGUGCAUCCGAUACUACCUUUGACGGCACUUCCUUCGCGGGCAACCAGGCGUACUUGAACCCGCCUCUGUGGCGACCUGUUAUUGACGGCUACUACUUCCCGCUCAACUACAGCUAUGCCUUGGCCACUGGCAACCACUCCGAUGUUCCCAUCCUGACGGGCAACAACCGAGACGAGUCGGGCGCCUCACCCAACCCGGGCGUCGACCUGGCCACCUACACGGCCAACAACACCGCCAUCUUUGAGCCCCUCGGCCUGGCCGACGAGUUCAACAGCCUGUUCCCCGCCACCACCGAUGCCGAGGCCAACAACCAGACCAACGCCCUGUACCGCAACCAGAGCCUGAUCUCCACCUGGCAGUGGGCCAACGACUGGGCGGCAGGCGGUGCGCAGAGCAAUGUCUACACCUACUACUGGACCCACGCCCCUCCAGGGCAGUCUGCCGGUGCCUUCCACGGCAGCGAGCUGAACUACGUCUUCGGCAACUUGGCGUACUCGGAGACGCUCCAGGGCGAGGCGGUCAGCUACACAACCGAGGAUUAUGCGAUUGCCGAGACCCUGCAGUCGUACUGGAUCAACUUUAUCAAGACUGGAGACCCCAACGGAGGAAACCUGACCUACUGGGCCCCUAGCACCAGUACUUCCAAGACCACCUUCGCUUUGGGCGAUGCUUGGGGAAACAUCGAGGUGGGCUCGGAUGAGGCCAUUGAGUUCUUCCAGGACUUUUUCUCCCAGGAACCAGAAUACUGA